AUGUCAGAUGACAAUCUAAUGGACACCUUUUCGUUCACGCCGAUCUGUCUGCGUGUGGCUCUUUCACUCGGGAAUACACAGGCCAUGGACGAUGUAUUCAGUGUAGAAGAAUUUUUGAAUCCACUUGAACUCAAGGAGGAAUUUCAGAAGAUGAAUAUUGCCAAAGAGAAUAGUAAGAAGAAGUCCUCUAAGAAACGAAAUAGCCCUUUGGACCCAGCUUUGGAGGAACUUGCGGAUGAAUUAGUUUAUGUAUUUGAACUGCAUUAUAGAGAAAUAUUUGGGGAUGACGGCUACUGUGAAAGCACCGAUUAUUUUGAUCUUGAUCGCGCAAAAGAUAUUGUUAGUCAUCUGGAAGACAUGACAUCGGAAAAGGAAAUUAAGGUUGUGAUGGGAGGUGACAUGCUGAAAGGAGGUGUGAAAGUUGUUUUUGAUUACAUGGAAGAGUGGAAAGGUCGUGAUACAGGUCUUAAUUAUGCGCACAAAAGAGCAAAGGUGAUAGAACAACAGAAAAAAAGUGAAGAGAAGCGUGCUGAAAAGGUUUUAACACAGCCCGAUCAGAAUUGCGCAAGAAAGCCUCAAGUACCUAAACAAAAAAGAAAAAGACGGACAAAAGCACACGUAAAGGCUGAUGACAAACAUGCAAAACUCCAAGCUGAAUAUGACAAGAGAUGCAUUCACUGGCUUUUGGUGGAAAAAGUACCCAUCAAUGAAAUAGAUGCCAAAGAGUUAGCUUAUCAAAAGUAA
Messenger RNA from Melampsora larici-populina 98AG31, 744 nucleotides. RefSeq lists its product as uncharacterized. The record is from RefSeq and is a predicted model, not a curated record. The coding region runs from base 1 to 744 and encodes 247 amino acids. The transcript has 2 exons. NCBI's taxonomy places the organism in Eukaryota, Fungi, Basidiomycota, Pucciniomycetes, Pucciniales, Melampsoraceae.